Molecule: messenger RNA, 1749 nt
Organism: Aspergillus viridinutans
Lineage: Eukaryota; Fungi; Ascomycota; Eurotiomycetes; Eurotiales; Aspergillaceae
Exons: 11
Coding region: 1-1749 (582 amino acids)
Molecular function (GO): ATP-dependent protein folding chaperone; ATP binding
Source: RefSeq, a predicted model, not a curated record
AUGGCCGGGGGCCUCCGUAUUGUCGUGGGUAUUGACUUUGGCACCACCUAUAGUGGUAUUGCUUGGGCUCUCCAGUCCAGUCCUGAGGAUGUUGAGGUGAUCACAUUCUGGCCUGGGGCUAGAAACAGAACAACGCCCAAAGUACCUACAACUAUCUCGUAUGAGAACGGAAGACUCUUGUGGGGUUAUCAGACACCGAGGUUUGGCGAGGUCGUUCGCGGUAUCAAGCUCCUCCUUGACCCGACUCAGGAAAUCGAUUACGCGCCUGCGGUACAGUCGAAGAAGAUACUGGCAAAGUAUGACAAGCAGCCACUUGACGUCACUCGGGAUUACCUUCAGCUUCUUGUGAACUCGGCAAAGGAAACUCUCCGUCGUCGAUUUGGAAAUGCCUUGGACAGCAUGGAGAUUAGAUACGUACUUACGGUUCCGGCUGUUUGGACUGAUAAAGCAAAGAACAUGACUUUAACAGCAGCGAUUGAUGCCGGUAUUCCUGCGCUCGAUGUGACUCUGGUAUCCGAACCUGAGGCAGCAGCCCUCUCUUGUCUGAACACAAGUCAGCCCAAUACAAUCAAGGAUGGCGACGUGAUCAUAAUAUGCGACGCGGGUGGUGGCACAGUGGACCUGAUCUCCUACCGCGUGAAGAGUGUCAGACCCCUCGAGUUGAUCGAAGUCACUCAGGGAACCGGGGCUGUUUGCGGGUCUGUACUUCUCGACAAGCGGUUUGAAAACUAUCUGGCUGGACUUCUCGGGGAGAAAACAUACGAAAGGCUAUCCCACAAAACUCGCGAAACAGCAUUGAAUCACUGGCAGGACAUUGUGAAACCGAAUUUUGCCGGUGUCUCGAUCGAGGAUGAUGACCCAUACUCCCAGGUUGAUUACUCUGUGCCUUUAAACGGUGUUGGCGACAAGCCGGAGAUAGGGCUACGGGGUGGGUUCUUGAAUAUGCCAAAGGAGAAUGUCGGAGGGAUAUUUCUUCCUGUCGUCGAUGAGAUUGAGAGGCUGGUGCAGGACCAGAUGCUACAGGUAUCCAUGGCUGGAAUGCGGACCAAGGUGAGCGGCCACGAACGGAUAGCCUUGACCUUAGAAGCAUUUACAAUUAGUGAUAAACAGGCUAUCCUUUUGGUGGGAGGUUUUGGUUCUUCCGAGUAUCUCUUCCGCCGCUUGCAAUCCGCCGUGGUGAAUGUGACGGUGAUGCAGCCACCUAAUGCAUGGUCUGCUGUUGUUCGUGGCGCUGUUCUCCGAGGGCUAGGAGGAAAUCAGGUCGGACAGCGGAUUGCUCGACGUCAUUACGGGAUCAAAUGGCGCACCGAAUACAAUCCACAGCUUCAUAACGAAACGGACAAGUACUGGGACUCAUUGACUGAAAAGUGGUACGUGGGCAAUCGCAUGAUGUGGUACAUUCAAAAGGGAAAGCCCAUCUUUGAGGACCAGCCGAUCAGAAUGGACUGGCACCGUGCCAUCGCAAAAGUAGGUUGCAUGAAAGAAUUAAAACAAGUCAGCACUUCGCUUUACAUCUGCAACCUCGACGACGCACCAGAUCAUCUCACUGGAGACGUCUUUGAGGUCUGCACUUUGGAGGCAAACCUCAGCGCAAUUCCACGCAAGUUAUUCCGCAGUAGGACGAAUUCCUUGGGACAGGGGUACUACAAAAUCCCUUAUGAUAUUGCCAUGACACCUGCUUCUGCGUCUAUUUUGUUUAAUCUUGAGUUCAACGGGGUGUCUUACGGUUCAGUGCAAGCCAAGUAUUGA